Gastrolobium bilobum is the source of this 583-nucleotide messenger RNA. Its product is annotated as large ribosomal subunit protein uL6m-like. Gene Ontology annotation, cellular component: ribosome. Gene Ontology annotation, biological process: translation. The record is from RefSeq and is a predicted model, not a curated record. Bases 87 to 395 code for a protein of 102 amino acids. Gene Ontology annotation, molecular function: structural constituent of ribosome; rRNA binding. The transcript has 2 exons. Lineage: Eukaryota; Viridiplantae; Streptophyta; Magnoliopsida; Fabales; Fabaceae.
GCAGACAUUUUUGUUCCUCUGCUCUCUCCAUUCGCCAUUCGUAGACGCCAAGAACCCUAACAGGCAACUGAUUUGCUUUGGAAUUGAUGGAGGCAAAUUUUUUUCGCUUUCUUAAGAUUGUGGGUGUUGGGUACAAAGCCAGAGCUGAAGCUGCAGGACGUGUAUUGUAUCUGAAAUUGGGGUACAGUCAUGAGGUUGAAUUAAGUGUGCCUCCUGCUGUCCGUGUUUUCUGCUUCAAAAACAAUGUAAUUUGCUGUACUGGAAUAGACAAGCAGAGGGUGCACCAGUUUGCUUCUACUGUUCGGAAUUGUAAGCCACCAGAAGUUUACAAAGGCAAAGGCAUAAUGUAUGUUGAUGAAGUUAUCAAGAAAAAACAAGGAAAGAAGUCUAAAUGAUCAUGUAAUCUUAGGUUAUUUUAUGAACUCUAGAACUUAGAUGUACACUGGCUAGGCUUUGGCUGCAGAAUUAUUCACUCUAGCCUUCAAACAAUUAUAAGUUAUCAACAAAAAAUUAUAAAAGAAUUUAAAAAAUUAUUGAUUCAAAUCAGUAAUUUAGAUCUAAUGGCUUGUAAUCAAUCUUUAUA